Messenger RNA from Eublepharis macularius, 2003 nucleotides. RefSeq names its product mitochondrial amidoxime reducing component 2-like. Gene Ontology annotation, cellular component: mitochondrial inner membrane. Gene Ontology annotation, biological process: nitrate metabolic process. The record is from RefSeq and is a predicted model, not a curated record. NCBI's taxonomy places the organism in Eukaryota, Metazoa, Chordata, Lepidosauria, Squamata, Eublepharidae. The transcript has 7 exons. Gene Ontology annotation, molecular function: molybdopterin cofactor binding; pyridoxal phosphate binding; nitrate reductase activity. Bases 44 to 1030 code for a protein of 328 amino acids.
CCACGCUUGUGGCAGACUGGCUGUUGCGGGUGCUACAGUCGCCAUGGGUGGCUCCGAGUCCGGCCUUGUUUCCCUGCCCCGGCCCGGCUGGUUCCUCUUCUCCGCCCUGGCCCUCGCGGCUGUCCUCGGGGUCGCCUCGGCCUGGCGUCGGCGGCGCGCUCUGCGAGGUCUGGUGCGGGUGGGGACGGUGUCGGGGCUCUUCAUCUACCCGGUCAAAUCCUGCCGUGGACUGGCCCUGAAGCGGGCCGAAAUGACCCAGUUGGGGCUCCGGUGCGGAGACAUGCGCGACAGGUAUUGGCUUGUAAUAAAGGAAGAUGGACAUAAAGUGACUGCUCGGGAAGAGCCUCGGCUAGUGUUAAUUUCUCUGACUAGUGAAAAUGGCUAUCUAAUUUUAAGUGCUCCAGAAAUGGAAGAUCUUCAUAUUCCUGUUGAGUUAUCCCCAAAAAAUCUGGUGCAUAAUUGCAGACUGUUUGGCUCUGAUGUCCAAGGCAGAGACUGUGGUGAAGAGGCAGCUCAGUGGAUCACAGCCUUUCUGAAUUCACAUCCAUACCGCCUUGUUCAUUUUGAAGCAAGCAUGGUUCCAAGGAAUGCAAAAGAUAUUAUGGAGCCUUUUCGGCCCAGUGAUAAGAUUGCCUAUCCUGACUGUAGUCCAGUUAUGGUACUCUCUGAAGCAUCAGUGGAAGAGCUAAAUUCCCGGCUGGAGAAGAAAGUUCAAAUACGUAACUUCAGGCCAAAUAUUUUGGUCACUGGCUGUGGUCCACAUGAAGAGGAUACCUGGAAUGAAAUUGUAGUUGGAAGUGUAGAAAUGAAAGGCAUAAUGGCCUGCCCACGGUGUAUUUUUACAACUGUUGAUCCAGAUACUGGGAUCAUGGAUAGAAAAGAGCCUCUUGACACCUUGAAAAGCUACCGCAUGUGUGAUCCCUCUGAACAGCUUAUAUACAAAUCGCACCCACUCUUUGGGUGGUACUUUGGAAUUGCUAAAACAGGAACACUUCAAGUUGGAGACCCAGUGUACAAGAUAAAAGGGUGAUACAGAUGCAACCUGAAUGGAAACUAUUCUUUUGUAUCUUUAAGUGCCUUUUUGUGAUUAAUUAUGUAGCACUCUCUUUUGUCAUGUGUAUUUCCUAUAUUGCAUUUAGAAAAAUAAGUGUAAUACUUUAUUGUGAAAUAUUGGUAUACAUAACUUUCUAGAAAGGCUUGGGGGUUUGAAAUAAGCAGACCUUUGGUAUAUUGUGCAUCCAUGAGUAAAUCUGAACCUUUUAGAAUUCAAUUUUUUUAAUCAUUGCAAAUAGAUUAAUGGAAGUCUACUAGGUGGUUGGAGAAAAAAAAAGACACAUCACUGCUGAACUACUUUUCAUCUUUGUUUUUGCACAUCCUGGUUCUAAACAUAGUUAAUGGAUUAAGCCUCACGGAUUCCAAGUGGACGUGGUUCAUAUAAUUUGCAUUUAUCCAAUCAUGUAGUUCCAAGUAACAGCACUUAAAUCUUUGGAAGAGAGGGGAUAGUGAUUUCCACCAGUUCUCCUCUGUCACUGCAACUCCUACUUUGCCCCACUGCUAUUCCUGAAGCUCAUCUGACCCCCACCCCCACACCAGGAACAAAAUUUCAGAGGGUUUAAGGGAUUGCAGCAAGAGGAGAAGUAGGGAAAUGCCCAGACUGCAAAGUACAUAGAUGGUUGGAUACAACACAGUGCCUUUAAGUUUUGUAGGUCAGAGAGAAAAAGGUAACCUGCCUUUAAUAUUUUUAUUCCACUGCAAUAUCAUUCACAUUAUAUUUGCUUCUCUUAUGUCUCUCGCUAGAUUAUUAGUUUAACAAAAACAGGUGAAACUGUCCUUAACUUUUAAGGGAUCAUUUGUACUUUGUUGGAUUAAACUUGGCCUGAAUUCUACCAUGUGGCAGUUGAGGAAAAUUUUGGAUGUACAGAACAUUGACUGAAGUGUAACCAAUCCAUUAUAUGUAUUCUACCUCAGGCAAUAUUGUUUGAAUAUACUUUUAUACAAAUGUG